This is a messenger RNA of Rotaria socialis, 684 nucleotides long. The record is from the annotation of a GenBank genome assembly. NCBI's taxonomy places the organism in Eukaryota, Metazoa, Rotifera, Eurotatoria, Philodinida, Philodinidae.
AUGGCUUUGAAUGGAUCAAUUUCGAUUAUUUGGCUCGAUGCUUAUAUUGGCUUAGCUGAUGAAUGUAAAGGAAUAAAGAAAUUAUUUCAAUCUGAACUUGCAUCAGCAGCAGCAAUAUUUCCGGUUCCAGUCGAUCCAAUUAAUGAAAUGAUUUGUUGUAUCAGUGAAUUAGCAGCACCUAUUUCAUUUGCACCGUCAAUACCCGAUGCAUUAGACCUUAUUGAAGCACAUUUAGGAAAUGAGGAAAAAGUGAUUGUAAUUACUUCUGGUUCAUUAGGAAAUGAUCUUAUUUCUGGCAUUCAAGAGCGAAAUUUUGACAUUCAUUCCUAUUAUAUAUUUUGUGGUAAAAUAAUGAAUCAUGUUGAAUGGGCAUCAGAAAAACUUGCCGAUGGUCUUGACAUCAUCAUGUUUGAUUUUGAAAUUGAUCUUUUGUUACGGUUAUCCAGAGAAUUGAGUAAACAAUUGAUUGAAAACGGUAGAAAUUUAUUAGGCAAUGAUCCUCAUUCAGCUUUAAAAUAUUUUGAGUGUGCUCGUGCAUUAGCUGAAAAAGCAGUUGAACGUGAUGCACCAAAAGACGAAAAAGAUACUCAUCGUCCAUCGAUUAGCCAUCGGCGACUUUUAGAUGGUGACAAUGGUCUUAUUGCGCAAGCAAAACGAGCUUGUAAUGAUACAAGUAAUUCAUAA